AUGCACCUCUCCUCUUCCUUGGAGAGGAACUCCACAGAGCCGAGCUUUUGGAUGAACAGCUCCGAGGCAAACUUCUCUCACGGGGGAAACGACUCCAGCGAGAGGGAGCAGAGGCAACGGUGGGAAGUGGCAGAGGAGGAAGACGGCGAUCAGCACCCGUUUCUUACAGAUGCCUGGUUGGUGCCACUUUUCUUCUCCCUCAUCAUGCUGGUGGGCUUGGUGGGCAACUCUCUGGUCAUAUACGUCAUCUCCAAGCACAGGCAGAUGAGGACAGCCACUAACUUUUACAUAGCAAACCUGGCCGCCACUGACAUCAUCUUUCUAGUGUGCUGCGUCCCCUUCACGGCCACCCUCUACCCACUGCCCGGAUGGAUCUUUGGCAACUUCCUGUGUAAAUUUGUGGCAUUCAUGCAGCAGGUGACUGUCCAAGCCACCUGCAUCACUCUGACAGCAAUGAGUGGGGACCGCUGCUACAUUACAAUUUACCCCCUGAAAUCGCUCCGUCACCGCACGCCCAGAGUAGCCAUGAUUGUCAGCGUGUGCAUUUGGAUCGGCUCCCUCAUCCUGUCCACACCGAUCCUGAUGUACCAGCGCAUCGAGGAAGGGUAUUGGUACGGUCCGAGGCAGUACUGCAUGGAGAGGUUCCCUUCCAAAAUUCACGAAAGGGCCUUUAUUCUCUACCAGUUCAUUGCCGCCUAUCUGCUACCCGUCUUCACCAUUUCCUUCUGCUAUGGUCUUAUGGUCAAGAGGGUUGGCCAACCUACUGUGGAGCCAGGAGAUAACAACUACCAGGUCAACCUUCUGUCCGAGAGAACCAUUAGCAUCAGGAGCAAGGUCUCUAAAAUGGUGGUAGUGAUUGUACUGCUCUUUGCCCUGUGCUGGGGUCCAAUCCAGAUUUUCGUCCUCUUCCAGUCCUUUAGCCCCGACUUCCGAGCUACGUACACCACUUACAAGAUCAAGACAUGGGCCAACUGCAUGUCUUACGCCAACUCCUCGGUUAACCCAAUUGUUUACGGCUUUAUGGGGGCUAGCUUUCAAAAGUCCUUCAGGAAGACAUUUCCCUUCCUGUACAGGCACAAGGUGAGGGACAGCAGCAUGGCAUCAAGGACGGCCAACGCCGAGAUCAAGUUUGUCGCGGCAGAGGAAGGCAACAACAAUAACGAUGCAAACUAA
Nerophis lumbriciformis (worm pipefish) is the source of this 1173-nucleotide messenger RNA. NCBI's taxonomy places the organism in Eukaryota, Metazoa, Chordata, Actinopteri, Syngnathiformes, Syngnathidae. The record is from RefSeq and is a predicted model, not a curated record.